AUGCCCUUGGAAUACAAAAACAUUUGCAUCGCAUUGUAUGAUUAUUCGGCCCAGGACAGUGAAGAGAUCUCAUUUAAGGAAGAUGACAUACUCUACAUUUUGGAAAACGAUGACGAAGAAUGGUGGAAGGCUAAGUUAAAGAUUGCAAAUGAAGAAGGAGAAGAGGGUGCAGACGGUCCAAUCGGGGUUGUACCAAGUAACUACAUACAGGAGGCCGAGUGUUCUGCCGUAAUGAAAGCUUUAUACGACUAUGACGCGCAGACGGACGAAGAACUAACAUUCAAAGAAAAUGAUAUAUUACAUCUAUAUGAUAAGGACGAUCCCGAUUGGUAUUUGGUCAAGCUUAACGAUGUUUUUGGUUUCGUACCAGCUGCCUUUGUUGAAGAGUUUUCUCCUGAUGAAGAUGAACAACCAUCCGAGAGUCUGCCGGGUAACCAAAAAUCUUUAUCUGAUGCUAUAUCGAAUGCACCAGAACAGAAUGGUAAUUAUGUGGCCCCAUUACAAGCAUAUGCUCGCAAAGUUGCUCACCAAAAAUCCAGUGGGCCAUUUGAAGUCAAGACAUGGUCAGUUUCGGAAUACUCCAGUGACAAGAAAAAAAAGAAAAAGAAAGGUACAUUGAGUAUAGGUGGUGACAAAAUUUUUUACGCUAGCGAAUCAGAUAAGGCACCAGUUCAGCAAUGGAAUAUCAAUGAAUUAUCAGAUGUCAAAUACGAGAAGAAACGUAUCACAAUAUCAAUUAGUGGUGAGAAGGCAGCAAAAUUUGAUUUUAAUACAAGUAAAGGCGAUGCGGAGGCUAUUUAUAAUAAGAUACAGGAAAGUUUGGCGAGACUGGAAUUGCCAACAGUUAAAUUGGAUACACCAUCACGAUCUUUAACCCACCAAGCUCAAGAGUAUGAAGAGGAGUAUGAAGAGGCGUAUGAAGAGGAGCAAGAACCUGAAGUUAUUGAAGACGAAACGGAGGAGGUCAAUGAAGAAGAUUUGCCACCACCCAAAUUCGGUAUUGCCUUAUAUGAUUUUGAAGCUCAGGGAGACGACGAGAUAACAAUUCACCAGGGGGAUAGAUUGUGGGUUAUAGAUGAUGUUAGUAGUAAAGAUUGGUGGACAAUUCGUAAAGGUGACGAAGAAGGCGCUGUGCCUUCCUCCUAUAUUGAGAUACGUGGAGACCCAGACUCUGAUAAUGCUGAGGAAGAGAAACGCCUAAAACUUGAAGAGCAAAUACGAAUCAAACAGGAAGAAGAAAGACUGAAAAAAGAAGAGGAGAGAUUAAGAAAGGAGGAAGAGAGGCUAUUGAAAGAAGAAGAACGUCGUAAACGCGAAGAAAAAGAAAACGAACGGAAGCGACGAGAUGAAGAAAAACGUUUACAAGAAGAGAAAAAACAAAAACAGGCUCUCCAGUCGCAAACGCCGCCGGCACUGCCAAAUGACGAAGUUACCAAAAAAGCUCAGACCCCUACGAAUCAGCCCAUCCCGUCAAAAACAAGAACAUGGUCAGAUAGAACUGGCGCUUUUAAAGUCGAAGCGCAAUUUCUUCAAUAUAUUGACGGCAAAGUCCAUCUUCAUAAACUUAAUGGCGUUAAGAUUUCAGUGCCCAUUGAGAGAAUGAGCAAAAGUGAUCUAACCUAUCUAGAGGGGAUUACGGGAGAAAA
Messenger RNA from Acaulospora morrowiae, 1646 nucleotides. NCBI's taxonomy places the organism in Eukaryota, Fungi, Glomeromycota, Glomeromycetes, Diversisporales, Acaulosporaceae. The record is from the annotation of a GenBank genome assembly.